AUGAACUACUUGCUCAUCUGUAUUUAUUUCUCGAAAUAAUUUAUGUUGUGUCAUUUUUGGAGAUCAAUAUUUGUAUAAUGUUUUUAUUGAUAAUUAAUAGAUAUUUAUCGAAUAGGUAAGGGAUUCAAAUAAGUGGAAAAUUGUUGAAUUGAGCAAUGAUCAUAAUCCUGAUAUACCAUCAGAAAAGAAAAGAAUAAUUAGCCAGUAAAGGAUGAGUUAAUCAUUUGGGACUGAAAAUGGUUAAAAAUAUUGGGCCAGCAAGAGUUUGGUUGAUGCUUUAGAAUAUUUCAUGGUAAGCUUUGAGUAGAUUAAUAGAAUGUUGUUGGGGUUAUAUCAUUGAUUAAUAAAAAAAUACUCAUAAAUAAUUUUUUGAAUAAGAAUAUAAUCCAGAAUUAAUUUAUUAUAAAUUGAAUUAGAAAUGUUGGUUUUUAGUUAUUGCUAGUAAUGGAGUAUAAAUUAUAUGCAGAUUUUGUUGUUCUUAAAUGAAUGAAAAUAAAAUUGAUGAAAUUGUUGAAAAUAUUGUAAAAGAAUCUACUAGAAGAUUACAAGAAGAGGAUGAGAUAGCUAAUGAUAUUUCAUUAAUAAUUGUUUAUUUUUCUUGA
Paramecium pentaurelia is the source of this 602-nucleotide messenger RNA. The record is from the annotation of a GenBank genome assembly. Lineage: Eukaryota; Ciliophora; Oligohymenophorea; Peniculida; Parameciidae.